Molecule: messenger RNA, 654 nt
Organism: Helianthus annuus (common sunflower)
Lineage: Eukaryota; Viridiplantae; Streptophyta; Magnoliopsida; Asterales; Asteraceae
Exons: 2
Coding region: 1-654 (217 amino acids)
Source: RefSeq, a predicted model, not a curated record
AUGGAAGAUGGAACGUGGACUAUCAGAAAUGUUCCAAUUAUUCUGAAUGAAUGGUCUCCAAACGUGAUGGUGGAAAAACAGGAUAUUAAAACCGUACCGGUCUGGAUUAAAAUGCAGGAUGUUCCGUUGACUGCCUUUACCGAGGACGAAAUCAGCUUGCUGGCUUCGAAUAUAGGUAAUUCGAAAAUGUUGGAUUCUUUCACUGCAACUAUGUGCGCUGAAUCAUGGGGUAGGAGCAGUUUUGCUAGGGCACUGGUUGAAAUCCAUGCGGAUAAGGAAUUGAAGAAAAGUAUUACGGUUGCCAUUCCAACCUUGGAUGGGAUUAGCCAUGCAAAAGUGGAGGUAAAAGUUGAGUAUGACUGGGAACCAAUGAGAUGCUCUUCAUGCUGUGUGUUCGGCCAUAAUGAUAACUCAUGUCCAAAGCAACCUACUCAGGUUAGGAAUGAUGUUAAUAGAAAACACAAUGAUGACUUUCAGGAGCCCGCCUUGAAAACUAAAAGAACUAACAUUCAAGGUGUGAAAUUCAAAAACCAGAAGCCAAAAUUUACUUACCGGCCGGUGGUAAAGCCCAAGUCUAAAUCUGGGUUAGAUCAUAAAAUUUAUACUGGAGAUGGUCACUAUUGUCGCCGUGACCCUCCAACUGGAAUUUCGUAA